Pogona vitticeps (central bearded dragon) is the source of this 3908-nucleotide messenger RNA. The record is from RefSeq and is a predicted model, not a curated record. Lineage: Eukaryota; Metazoa; Chordata; Lepidosauria; Squamata; Agamidae.
AGCGCAGUGCGCGGACCCUCACGCACACACUCACACAAGGCGCUGAGGGGGAGGGGAAGACACGCGAGCCGCCACUGCCGCUCUUAGGGGGGCAAAAACACCCACACCACCCACCCGAGACCAAGGGGCCGGGUAGCCCCCCACACACUCACACUCUUCCUUUUUUCCACAGUGCCUAAGAAGGAGCCAGAGGAACAGAAUAUGAAUUCAGGAGAAUUAUUUGAUGAAGAAGACAAUGCUGAAGUGAUUAUCAAAAAUAUUAUGAAAGUAGAAACAGACAAAGAAGAUGAAGUUCUAGACUGCUCUGUAAUCUCAAAACCUUCUGGAAAAAACUCUCUGGAUAGCUUAUUAACUUCUCUGCAAGAUACCAACAAACGAAAACGGACUUCAUUUAGUUGUGAUGGCUCAGGAAACCACCAAGAAACUCUAUCCACUGUGAAGAAAAGAAAUCUUACACAAGAGGGUCCUGUUUCAAACUUGAAGCAUAGUGAUGCAUCACCUAUUCAUGAAGAUGUGGAACUGUCAAAUAAGAGCAAGAAUCCUAAUGUAGCAUGGAUUUGUGAAGAAGAAACUCCAACAAACACAAUAAUGCCAUCCUAUAAGAAACCUCUUUAUGGGAUCUCACACAAAAUUACAGAGAAGAAGACUUUGCCAGGAGCAGAACAGUUCACAUCUUAUGAGUUGUUUGAAAAGAUUAAUCCUAACAGUCCCUCCAAUCUGCGAACUUUGAAUGAACACCGCAAAAGAGAUACAAGUGCUAUUACAGCUGCUACUUCUGAGUCUGAUUCAAAUAUAUAUUCUUUAAUACAAAAAAUGUUUUAUACACUGAAUACCUUAAAUUCCAACAUGACUCAACUUCAUAGCAAAGUAGACUUGUUAUCACUAGAAGUCAGUAGAAUUAAAAGGCAGGUCAGCCCAACAAACACUGUAGCAGAAUUCAGGCCGCCACCUGAAUACCAGCUGACUUCCUCAGAACUCAAACAGAUCAUGGAUCAAAGUACAUCAGGGGGAGACUUGGCUUGCAGAUUACUUGUACAGCUUUUUCCAGAGCUCUUCAGUGAGGAUGAAAUAAGCAGGACUUGUAGUACCUGUGGCUAUCUUAAUAAAAAGAAGCUUGAAUCUCUCCAUUUGCAGCUCAUCCGAAAUUAUGUGGAGGUAUGUUAUCCUUCUGUGAAAAAUCCUGCUGUUUGGCAGGCAGAAUGUUUGCCUCAGGUUAAUGACUUUUUCAAUAGCUUUUGGGCCCAGAGGGACAUGGAAAACAAUCAGACAGAUAUACAGUCCUCCAGUUUUUACGAACCUGAUCUGAUAGUUGAUAAGGAGGAUGAAGAAGCUCUAUCUGUUGACCAGAGUAAUUCUGUUGCCUCUGAAUGGGUAUUUGAUGCUCAGGAUAUAAAUGAAUUUUUAGAUGAAGCUUCCUCUCCUGGAGAAUUCUGUGUCUUUUUGCUACACAGAUUGUUUCCAGAACUCUUUGAUCACAGAAAGUUGGCUGAGAGAUAUAGCUGUUAUGGAGAAAGUGGGAAACAAGAGCUUGACCCUCAGCGACUUCAAGUAAUCCGCAGGUACACAGAGAUUUAUUUUCCUGCCAUGCAGGAAAGAAAAGCCUGGUUGCAGCAUUGUGUUCAGAGAAUAAAUGAUGAACUUGAAAGCAUGUAUAUGGAUGAUAGUGAGGGUGAACAGAUGAGAGAUGAUUGCUAUGAUUCUUCUAGUUUGCCUGAUGAUGUUUCUGUUAUAAAAGUAGAAGAUAAUUUUGAAUAUGAAAGGCCCGGCAGACGGUCAAAAAAGAUUUGGCUUGUGCCUAUAGACUUUGAUAAGAUAGAGAUCCCUCCCCCUGAUUUUGAUGUCCCUAUUCCAGACUACCUGUUAAAUAAGGAUCAGCUGAAGAACAUAUAUGAAAGCAGCUUGUCUAUAGGAAAUUUUGCUUCUCGGUUGUUAGUUCACUUAUUCCCUGAAUUGUUUACUCAUGAAAACUUAAGGAAGCAAUAUAAUUGUAGUGGAUCUCUGGGUAAGAAACAACUUGAUCCCAUUAGGAUUAAAUUAAUACGACACUAUGUGCAAAUGUUAUAUCCAAGAGCCAAGAAUGAUAGAGUAUGGACCUUGGAAUUUGUUGGAAAGCUUGAUGAAAGAUGUCGUCGCAGAGAUACUGAGCAGAGACGCACAUACCAACUGCAGCGAAAAAUCCAUGUACCAGGACCUGAAAGGAGAGAAUUUCUGACCUAUGCAAUAAACCCAGAACGAUUUAAGGAAGAAUUUGAUGGACCACCGUUGCCUCCAGAAAGAAGUAACAAAGAUUUCUGCAAGAUACCACUUGAGGAACUGGUUGUUCCUCCUCCAGACUUUCCUGUGCCUUCUCUGUAUCUGCUAUCUGAUAAAGAAGUAAGAGAGAUAGUACAGCAGAGCCUUUCAGUUGGUAACUUUGCUGCCAGACUUCUUGUAAGACUUUUUCCAGAACUUUUUACUUCAGAUAACCUCAGACUGCAGUACAAUCAUUCAGGGGCUUGUAACAAAAAGCAGCUAGAUCCUGUCAGACUACGACUAAUCCGUCAUUAUGUAGAAGCUGUGUAUCCUGUUGAGAAAAUGGAUGAAGUUUGGCAUUAUGAAUGUAUACCAAGCAUUGAUGAAAGAUGCAGACGUCCCAAUAGAAAAAAGUGUGACAUAUUGAAAAAAGCUAAGAAAGUAAAAAAGUGAUAGGAUCUUUUAACUUUCCAAAGACAUUGACCAUUUCAAAUACUUUGAAAUAGCUUAAGACAUCAGUCUGUUUUAGAUUAAGACUACUCAAUAUAUUCACUCAGCACUAGGGCAACUGACCAGUAAAAUUCUCUACAUGUAUUUAUUACGCAUAUGGGGAAGGGCAAUUCAGUGGCUAAGGAGCGGGAGAGGCAUGGUUUAAUCCAGUGAUAAUGUCUCUUAGAAAACUUUUUUCAAAUGAAUGCAUAUUGUAGAAGAACAUAUUUUGUAGCUCCACUGAUUUCUAUAUGCUGAUAUGUAGGCUAGUUUCCCGAUAGACAGUGUCCUUACUAAUUACCUUCGUUUGGUAUACAGGGAGCUAUAAAUGAUAGAGAUGAUGCAGCAAUGUCACAUUUAAAUAUAAUCAUUAGUCAGAAUAGAUUAUGUAACUUUUAAAUUUUAAUUGAUCUGUAACAGUAAAUAGUGCUCUUUAAGACAGAAAAGUACCCCUAAUCAGUCUUUUGGAAAUCAACCAAUUUUUAAAUCUUUCAAAACUAAUUUUUGAAGUGCCAUACUAAUUGAAAGAGUGAAAAGUCAAGACAUUUUCUGUGUUAAUUCUGUUGCAUUAGUUUGAAUAUUAGAAGACUGGAGGUAACUAAAAAUCAAUGAACAGGACAGUUACAAUAAUUCUAAAAAUUUUACUUUAGAACUGAUUUGGUGUAAAAAUUAUGGUUAUACUUAUAGCAUUAUUUAACAUGUGUUUAUGUUAAGAUUACUUAGUACCGAUAUUUCAGUUUUUAUUCUUAUAAGUUAUUUUACUGUUUUCAUUGUGACCUCUUCGUUUAAGAACUACUGGUAUGAGUGGUGAUUAAUAGAAUCCUGCCCUUUAUCAGUGGAACAUGGUGCUAUUACCUGUUAUUCUUGCUACUUAUAAAAAUACUUGAACUGAGGAACGUACAAAACAUUUAGUCCAUAUUUUUGCCAGUACUGCAGCCUUUGGAACAUUUACAAUAUUAAAUAUGAAGUAUACCUAUAUAUUUGAUUAUUUGAAAUUAUAUCUAAAAAUUUCCUCUGCAACACUUUGAUGAAGACCCGAGUCUAAUUUUUCAUCCCGUGUAGAAUAGACUCUUGAAUUAGCAUCUUAAUUUGUGAGUCAGCUAUUAAGUAAGUGAUUGUGUAAAUCAGUCUGCUCUAGCUAGACUACCAACUAGAUUCAGGUCAGGUACAUUGGCACCUGGAUUUUU